AUGGUCGUCAUUGGUUACCUCGACAGUAUAUUGCUCUAUGGUGGCAGCAUACGAGGAGCAUUCACAUGGUUAAACUUUGCCGAAUUCAAUUUCAUCAACGACUUUGGGAAGCUGUAUGGUGACGACCACUCUUGGCUGUGGUACUUCAUCUUUGGCAUCCCAUUGCUGCUACUGAACCAUAUAGUGCCUCUCUUACAGUCGCUAUGGAAGGGUACUUACCACCUCCCUAGUGGGAAUAAGCACUUCACUCUGUCCUUGCUCAUCUCCUGCUUGGUCUCACUCCUCGUACUCUCCUUGGCUACUCAUAAGGAGCUACGGUUUAUCAUGCCGAUGGUACCAGUACUGUGUCUAGUGGUAGCCCCGGCGGUUGGGCCCAUCAGGGGUGGUAUGCGAGUGGCACUUGUCGCGAUGAGAUGGCAUCAGUAUGGUCCUGAUAGGGUCAUGGCGUCGCUCUCUAGAGAGGCCACCCCAGGGGAUAGUGCUUAUGUAGAGAGCAAGACUAAGGGCUAUGACUGGUUGGUGGUGUGGGGUGGCGCUGUUCGUCGGGAGGACAAUGGGCUGGCCAAAUGGUUGAGGGAGGAUGGAGACUAUGAUUUGGUGCCCUUACGUGAGGAAGAGCAGGGGUUGUUACUGGGGUCUAAGCAGGCACGGAAAGACGAUGGAGCUCGUCAUCCCGAUUCCUGA
This is a messenger RNA of Perkinsus marinus ATCC 50983, 684 nucleotides long. Its product is annotated as glycosyltransferase, putative. Gene Ontology annotation, cellular component: endoplasmic reticulum membrane. The transcript is spliced from 5 exons. Gene Ontology annotation, molecular function: alpha-1,2-mannosyltransferase activity. The record is from RefSeq and is a predicted model, not a curated record. Gene Ontology annotation, biological process: GPI anchor biosynthetic process. NCBI's taxonomy places the organism in Eukaryota, Perkinsozoa, Perkinsida, Perkinsidae. Bases 1 to 684 code for a protein of 227 amino acids.